CAGUAUAUGUAUGUAGUAAUUUAACGAAAGGCGUUUCAGUGCGUUAUCAUGCCGAUAAUAAUGCCAAGGUCAUUAAAAUAUACUCGAUUUUCAACAUAACCAGUUGUAACACUUAGCAGCACGUAAUCCGUUUAAAUGAAGUACCACCACAUAAAAACGGCAGUGUUACUCAUAUUGACACCGCAUAUACUCCACGUCGACGCCAUGGAUUCGUUCGUCGGUGCCGUCUAUGAACAUAACGUCACGUAUCCUGCGGAUAGAGGCACGCUGGUCACACGUCGUCAAGCGCUGAACGUUAUGUUUAAAAACCUCGCCGUGUUCGCAGAGCAGGCUAACUUGGCGGCUAGCAGGAAUGCACAGAUAAUCGUUUUCCCUGAGUAUGGAAUAUACGGACUGGGCUGGACUAGACAGACCAUGUUGCCCUACUUGGAAUACAUACCUGACCCAGCAGCGAGCACGUGGAACCCGUGCAACAGUUCGAAACCAUUCGACUCUGAGGUUCAAACUGAACUCAGCUGCAUCGCAAAGACCCACUCCAUCUAUUUGGUCGCCAACAUGGGCGCAACGUUACCAUGUCAGCCCGGCGAUACGUUAUGCCCCGAUGACCACCGUUAUCAAUACUGCAGCAACGUAGUAUAUGCUCCAAAUGGCGACUUUAUCGCCCGCUAUUUCAAAUACAAUCUCAAUAAAGAAGAGUUUAGCUAUUUUGACAAACCCGCAGUCGUCAACUACACAAAGUUUACCACUCCGUUUGGAACAUUCGCAACUUUUUGUUCCAAUGAUAUAAUGCACGAGGAGCCUACGGUUACAUUGAUUAAGAAGAUGAAUAUCACCAACAUUGUCUUCCCGUCGGCCUGGAGGGAGCAACUUCCGCUCAUGUCGGCCAUUGAAUUCCACUCAGCGUUCGCAGAAGGCAUGCUGAUAAACCUCCUGGCGGCAAAUUUACACCUGCAACCGCUGGGUUAUUAUGGCAGCGGACUGUAUUGGCCGACAGGUACGUCAGUCAACGCAAGCUACUAUUACAACGACGCCGUCGGCAGCGGUGGCUCUCUCGUCGUUGACAAGCUGACGCCAUUUAUAAUUCCACCAAGAAGAACAAUGCCAAUUCAGUAUAAAAGGCAACACGAUGUCUUUAGUAGAAACAAAGACAAAGUGGACGUAAACCUUACUCAGAAAAUCAGUAUCAACGGUGACCUAUCCACGUCUGUCCUUAUCAACGGUGACCUAUACACGACUGUCCUUAUCUCAGAUGACGCUGGAAUGAAAACGGUUUGUCAACGGACGCUUUGUUGCUCAGUGCAAUACGAGGGCGGAUUCAGCGCGUCCCUUUACGCGUUUGGUGCCUUCGACGGUAUGCACACCGCAGACGACACGUAUUAUCUACAGGCCUGCGUUUUGAUCAAGUGCGCCAAUAACACCGCGGAGAGCUGCGGACAACCGACGAAGCAAGCCGAAAGUUAUGUAGACAAGAUGGGGAUGCAGGGAAACUUCUCAACACCAUAUCAGUACCCGGAAGUGCUCACGAUCAUCGACGGGAAGCCUAGCCUGGUGACAGAGAUCUGGUUGUACCAAGGAUCCAUAAUCAUUGACGUCGGUCUCUAUGGGGCGGCACUCACGGUCGGAAUAAUGGCUCGUGAUUAUAACAAAGACUCGCGAUAAUUGAUAUUCAUUUUGAUGGGAAUACAGACUCGUGAUUAGUUUCAUAUUGUAUUUAAAGAAACACAUAAUAUAAGUAUAAAUAUAAUAUAUUAUUCAUUCUUACCACUAUAUACUAUUUCAAUUUUAACUAAAGUAAUGAAAAACUUAGUAUACUGAAUCAUUAAAUAUUUUAUAUCGAUGUUUGCUACCCGGCAAAGCGAAUGGCUAACGGGGCACCAUUAGGGCAUGGAUAAGUGUUGCCGUUUUAUGCCUGUUUAAAAGGAUAUAGUGAAUUAGUCACUGAUUUGAUAUAUGAUAUAGCAUUUAUAAUGUCAUGUUUAAUUUGUAUAAUAACCAUUAUUAAGUCAAAUCGUCAAGUAGCAAUCCUUUAUAAAUGAACGCCAUGUGAGUAACUUCUUUAUCUACAAUUUCUUAGAUUGGGGAAUUUGCAUUUUUUCUAAAACGGCAAAGCCCACAGCUUCAGCAGUUCGUAUGUUACUAUCUAACAUUAUACUGUAAUUCUAUCUAGUUUGUUCAACGCCUUAUGUCACAACUGGCAACGGGUUCGGCUCAUAUGAUUUAUAAAGAGUUGUGUAGCAAAAUAA
Messenger RNA from Dreissena polymorpha, 2243 nucleotides. RefSeq names its product pantetheinase-like. The record is from RefSeq and is a predicted model, not a curated record. Lineage: Eukaryota; Metazoa; Mollusca; Bivalvia; Myida; Dreissenidae. The coding region runs from base 136 to 1659 and encodes 507 amino acids. The transcript has 3 exons.